ACGGCGGCGGAGACUCCCGGGACCGGGCCGGGCAGCGCAGGGCCAUGGCCGAGGCGGCCGCAGCUCCGACUUCGGAAUGGGACACCGAGUGCCUUACAUCGCUUCAGCCCCUUUCUCUCCCCACACCCCCAGCCGCAAAUGAGGCCCACCUGCAAACGGCAGCCAUCUCCCUGUGGACAGUGGUGGCUGCCGUGCAGGCCAUAGAGAGGAAGGUGGAGGUCCACAGCCGGCGACUGCUACAUCUAGAAGGCAGGACAGGGACAGCGGAGAAGAAGCUAGCCAGCUGUGAAAAGACAGUGUCGGAGCUCGGCAACCAGCUGGAGGGCAAGUGGGCUGUGCUGGGGACCCUGCUGCAGGAGUACGGGCUGCUGCAGCGGCGUCUGGAGAACCUGGAGAACCUGCUGCGGAACAGGAACUUCUGGAUCCUGCGGCUGCCCCCAGGUGUUAAAGGGGAUAUACCAAAGGUGCCUGUGGCCUUUGAUGACGUCUCUAUCUACUUUUCCACACCAGAGUGGGAAAAAUUAGAAGAAUGGCAAAAGGAACUUUACAAGAAUAUCAUGAAGGGCAACUAUGAGUCUCUCAUCUCCAUGGAUUACGCUAUGAAUCAACCUGAUGUCUUAUCUCAGAUUCAACCAGAAGGAGAACAUAAUACAGAGAACCAGGCAGGGCCAGAGGAAAGUGCAAUUCCCACAGAUCCCAGUGAAGAGCCUGGUCUUUCAACAUCUGAUAUUCUGUCGUGGAUUAAACAAGAGGAAGAGCCACAGGUUGGGGCCCCUCAAGAGGCCAAGGAGAGUGACCUGUACAAAGGAAGCUACCCUGAGGAGCUGGUGGUCAAAGCCGAAGGCCUGGCCAGGACGCUGUGUUCCGAGGUUCCCCCCACCUUCCCUGCCUCGGCGGCACCUGCUGCGAAGGACGCGUUUUCAGAAGCGCCUUUCAAAGGCCAGCAGCCUGCACCCGCGACCCAUUUCGGAUGCCCGGCCACUGACCUGCCUGAAGCCUCGGAGGGACAGGUGACUUUCACCCAGCUGGGCAGCUACCCCCUCCCGCCUCCACUCGGAGAGCAGGUGUUCUCCUGCCACCACUGUGGCAAGAGUCUCACCCAAGACCUGCUGCUGACACACCAGUGCGGCCAUGCCGGGGAACACCUCUUGCCCUGCGCCCAGUGCCCCAAGCACUUUCCCGCACAAGCCGACCUUGGCAGCACCUCGCAGGACCAGGCCGGCGCGCCCCCCCCUACCUGCCCACACUGUGCCCGCACCUUCACCCACCCCUCAAGACUCACCUACCACCUGCGGGUCCACAACAGCACCGAGCGCCCCUUCCUCUGCCCCGAUUGUCCCAAGCGCUUCGCCGACCAGGCGCGACUCACCAGCCACCGCCGCGCUCACGCCAGCGAGCGGCCCUUCCGUUGCACGCAGUGUGGCCGGAGCUUCAGCCUGAAGAUCAGCCUCCUGCUGCACCAGCGGGGACACGCGCAGGAGCGCCCCUUCUCCUGCCCCCAGUGCGGCAUUGACUUCAACGGCCACUCAGCCCUGAUCCGCCACCAGAUGAUCCACACGGGCGAGCGGCCCUACCCGUGCACGGACUGCAGCAAGAGCUUCAUGCGCAAGGAGCACCUGCUGAACCACCGGCGGCUGCACACGGGCGAGCGGCCCUUCCAGUGCGCGCACUGCGGAAAGAGCUUCAUCCGCAAGCACCACCUCAUGAAGCACCAGCGCAUCCACACCGGCGAGCGCCCCUACCCCUGCGCGCUCUGUGGCCGCAGCUUUCGCUACAAGCAGACGCUCAAGGACCACCUGCGAUCCGGCCACAGCGGAGGCUGUGCUGGUGAUGGUGACCCCACCGCACAGCCCCCCGACCCGUCGGGUCCCCUCUUAACUGUGCUCGAAACCUCUGGCCUAGGUGUUAGCACCGAAGGUCUAGAGACCAAUCAAUGGUAUGGGGAAGGGAGUGGAGGGGGAGUUUUGUAAGCCUGUGGAGUGAGCCAUGAUUAACUGUGUUCUAGAGGGGUGGAAAGGCCAGGAGAAAGCCCACCAACUCCCACAGAAAUUAACAUCUAACACACCAAGGAAUUUGGGGUUCUCCACACUCAACUAGAGGCAUUCUUGGAACUUCAAGGUAGUACAAGAAUACUACGUCUUGAAAUCCAGAAAAUCUGUAAAGUCUAGCAUCCUCAUCUCUUCAGAGAUCCCACAUUAGGAAUUAUAAAUAUCCCAGCGAGGCUGAGAAGAUUUGUCCUCGGGUUAUCUUAUGGGAGAGUAGAGUGAGAGUAGACCGAGUCUCAGGUAGACAGAGGUGUGAGAACAACUCCCAAACCUGAAGCCCAUGAGAGUGUUCAGAGCCUUUUAUCCUUUGAUGGUGAGGUGACUGCUGGAAGGCUGUGCUCCCUCCACUGUUGGUGUUGCUGCAUUCUAGAAACCAGCUAAAAAGCUCUGUUCCCACCUGUGUGGUCACAUUCCCCAGGACGUGACUCAGACUGCCUUCUGGGUCUCCUUGAUGGAGUCUGCGAACACAUUGAUAUUGAGUGAUAUUUAAUAGUUCUUUUAGGGGAACAGUUCUUAGCGUUUCCUGGCUUGGUUGUUGAACAUUCAGACUCUUGUACUGACAUUGAAUCUGCCAGGAACCUUUGCCAGGGUCUUGAUCACAACAGAGUUCUCAGUUCCAUUUUCAAAGCUUGAGACCCCAGAGAAAGAGCCGGCGUAGGAGUAACAGAGCACCCAAAAGUUGGUGUCUAAAUCAUAUUUUUGGAGUCAUUUAUGUCAAAAUAUCCCAUUUCCAAGCCAGUAAGUGUGGUUUGCAUUUCUGGUUUCUGAUUUUCUUUUACAGUCAUCAGCAACAGAGAUCACAAGACUUUGCAGAAGCAGUAAGGUGUUUUCAGAAGGCACUGAGCUCUGGGCUUUUGUUUGCUUUUGUGUUGCAGUGAGGCACUUGAGCCACCAGAGCUGUCUGUGCCUCGCCUACCCCUGCCAUGGCAGUGGCACAGAGGCACCGCUGAGGGCUGAGUGAUCGAGCGUGCCGAGACACAGACAGCCUGUCCCGCCCGCUGUGCUGUCAGAGACCCGGCUUCGUGUGUUCUUUUCCUGGGGGUCACUCAGUCAUCUGGGAGCAUCGGAGCCUGCUUCCGUUCCUAAGUGUCUUUGCAGCUGGGUAGAAGUCCUUUUUCUUUUAUGCCUCUCAAGUUUUCAUAUGUGAAACGAGGUUAAAGAGGGAUGUAAGCCUCUAGAGAUUCAAAAAAAAAAAAAAGUGGUUUGAUAUAUUCCUUCUAUACAAAUUUUUUUUCUUCCGCUGGCUUUUGUCCAGGUAAAGUCAAAGGAGCCUAAAAUCAAAGCAGAGAAGCUCUUGUAGAAACUUGACUAAAAUCAAUUUGAUGUUUUUCUCCAAGGAGCCUAAGAUAGAAGAUAGACAGAAUACAGAAGCAACUACACCUUGGGCAGAAAAGAUAAUUCUGGAACCCUUGUAUGAUGCCUGGAACAAGGCCUGGGAAUAUUUAGACAUUUUCUUGAAAAGUGGUAAGGAAAGGAUGCUUUCUCCUUAUCUAACCGCCAUUCUGCCUGGCAUGUGUAACUGCGAAGAAAGUUACCUGUGCCCCCGAAAGCUGCAGCAACUCAAGAUACUUUUUUUGCAGGGAGUAACUGGGGUUGAGCUCGGGACCUUGUCUUUGCUAGGCAGGUGCUGUACCACUUGAGCCAUACUGCAGGUCCUUUUUGUUUUAGCUGUUUUUCAGAUAGUGUUUUAUACUUUUUUUUCCCUUGGGCUGGUCUUAGACCUCGAUUCUCCUGUGUUUCUCAUGUGGAUGGGAUUAGAGAUGUGUACCACCAUGUGUAGAAAGGUAAUCACUGCUCUGUGGUGAACACAGUAUCAGGAACCAUGGGAGCCAUCAGAAUUGUGUGAGAUUGGACUAUAGGCAGUG
Dipodomys spectabilis (banner-tailed kangaroo rat) is the source of this 3910-nucleotide messenger RNA. It is a transcript of the gene Znf398, whose product is annotated as zinc finger protein 398. The transcript is spliced from 6 exons. NCBI's taxonomy places the organism in Eukaryota, Metazoa, Chordata, Mammalia, Rodentia, Heteromyidae. The coding region runs from base 45 to 1970 and encodes 641 amino acids. Gene Ontology annotation, biological process: negative regulation of transcription by RNA polymerase II; regulation of immune system process; regulation of cytokine production. The record is from RefSeq and is a predicted model, not a curated record.